AUGGAUGCUCGUGGAAAGUACGUCCUAUCACAGUUUGGACCUUUCUCCGGAAAUUGUGUUUCGUUGGUGGCAGGAUAUGCAGCGGGAGGCAGUGCCCAGCACACUUUCCCCAAGCAGUUCGUGCAUUACCAUCGUGCAGGACAAGCAUCCACAAGCAGCCCCCAGACCCAGCGCGGCUACUCUGCUUUUGUGCACACAAAGAUCUCCCAAGUCAUCAGCUCCACCAGCAUCCACGCCGACACCAUGAGCUCCGGCGAGAUGCAAAGGGAAUCCCAAGGCAAGAGUAUCGCUGUCAUGCUGCAGGACGACGUGGCCGAUGCCCGCAUUUUCGAUCAAAGGCGCCAGGGCAUGACGCAGAGUGCUUCGAGCAAUGCUGGUAGCAUGAACGCUCUCCGCCUGCCUGCUUUCUUUGAAAGCCUGGGCCACUCCAACGUGAUCCUGACUGCGGCCAGCGGUUCUUUCGGCCACAAGGAUGGACCGGCAUCUGGUGCAAUCGCUUGCCGCCAAGUUGAGGAAGCAUGGAAGGCCUGGAAGUCUGGACAGUAUGGCAACGUCAGCUUAAGUGAUGGCGUUGUUGAGUUCGCCAAGACCCACGAGGAGAUCAAGGGUGCUUUCCUCACUUUCCCGAAGGAAGCAGACGAGAUAUACCCGGGCUGGAAGGAGAAGCUAGGCUGCACAGGCGUGGCGUCCGUACCGGCAAGCUCUGUGAAUGCAAAGAUCUCUACAGCCUCUUCAGCCGCCACAGCCGCAGCGCGCAGUGGCACGCUUCCGGCAAAGAUGGCCUCGCAAAGCACAGCAGGAUCAGUGGUCAACCCGUACGCCGGCGGGGUCAAAAGUAUCCAAGCUGCCAGCAGCAACACGGCGGGAACCCUCCUGGGAACAGAAAACAAGUCGCCGGAACUCUCACGGCAGGGGCACGAGGCUGCACUUCAGGAUUCGCCCAAGCAGAAGCUGGACGUCCGCGUGGUGUCGCAGACCGAUCCCCAGGUGAAUUCCAGCGACAAGAAGAUGAGCAUGCGAAUCGAGCGCGCCAGCACGGACUCACAGCUGGUCAAUCCGUCUGCCGGCUUGGCCAAACCCAGCCAUGCUGCCGGCAUUGGCGGGUCGUGCACCGCGGCUGAUGUCCUACAGCGGCGUGGGUCCAUGUCUUUGCUGGAGGAUCCGCUCGGCCACACGGCUCAGACUGUGCCCCAGGCCCAGGCUUCCGGGGACAAGAUCACGGAGACGGGGAGCGCCAUGGCGAGUGGGACUCAGACAGGCAUAGACAGCGUUCCAGGACCCGUCAUGAAGCGGGAAGUGGCAUGGAGCUGCCGGACCCUGCUGGAGGAUGGUCCUCCGCUGCCGCUGCGUUUUCAAGCAGCAACAGAGGUGCCGGUAAGCGUGAAGCCCGAUGCCAGCAGCAGGAGGCACACGCUACCAUCUUCACUUCUUACUAGGGAUCCCACGAAGCCCAGACCGCAGAAGACCCUUCGGUUCUCGGAGCAUGUCGACCACAGGUCAAUCAGCCCCAGACCCCGGUCCGCAACGGCUCCCGAAGCCUCCGGAACAGCAGACAAGCUCCGGGGAAAGACGAUGGCAGCCCAAGGGUCGGCUCGGUCGUCAGCAUCCAAGGCGUCCACAGCCACCAAACCCGUGCCGGCGCAGAGCUCUAGCUUUUCGGAGUUCUUGUUCCUCCCACCAGUUCCUGAAAACAAGACAGAGCCCCCUCCACAGUCUUUGUCCAACUUCUUGUUUGCUCCAAACGGCAGCACAGCUCAGCACGCAGUGCCUGCGGUUGAGAUGGAGAGCAGCCGCCGAAGUGGGGAGGAGCAUCACCCCAGCAGCGCCCACCACCACAGCAGCGAUGCCCACCGUCGCAGCAGUAAUGCCCACCACCGCAGCGGUGAGGCCCACCACCGCGACCGCGGCAGUGAAUCCCACCAUCGCGGCAAUGAUACCCACCACCGCAGCAGUGAAGCCCACCACCGCAGCAGUGAUGCCCAUCACGGGCAUGGAAGAAAGAGGAAGCACGAUGACAAGCAUGAUAAGGGUAUUCAGCAAGCAUCCUCCACUACAGCAUCAGCCUCCACUUCCAGCUCCAGCUCCAGCGCGGGCGAGCCAGCAAGCCUGGCUUCCCGUGGCGAAGUUUCCGGCACGAUGGUCCAUCAUUCCUCUUCGUUUCAGGUUACUGAGGAGAUGGCCCGGGAGGCCUACGAGCGCGGCCUGGGGUGCAGCAUGGAACAGCGCGUUUUGGAACGCGCCUAUUUUCUUUUUCAGAAUGGCCAGAGCGAGGACGCCGACGCCAACUACUUCACCGCGUUGAGAAUCGAACUCAGCGAAUCCGGCUGA
Molecule: messenger RNA, 2328 nt
Organism: Symbiodinium sp. CCMP2456
Lineage: Eukaryota; Dinophyceae; Suessiales; Symbiodiniaceae
Source: the annotation of a GenBank genome assembly